AUGUCAGUCUGACUUCAUCCUUCGAAAUGUUAACAUCGUGCAAUUUGUAUCGUCGUGUCGUCGGUCUCAGUGCUUAUACUACUACUACCACUACUGCUAUUUCUGUAUCCUCCUUACCACCCCCGUCGUCGUAGUCGUUGUCGUCCUCAUCGCCGUCGUCGUCACAUCGUCUACCACCCCCGACUUCUUAAGUCGAGCCUCUUAAUUUAAGUGCAUUGUGUAGGAUUUGUGUUUUUGUUUUUUAAUAAUAGAACAAAGAAAAUGUUUGUUUCUCAUUUAACUUUUGUUAUUUAGUGAAAAAUAGAAGGAAGUCGAAAUAUCCUACGCGGAACAACGAUAGAAAAAUUCAAUAGAAACGCAGCGAACCUUAACACCCAUUUUUGUCUUUUUCUUCUUCUUCUCCAGUGGUAGUUUUCCUUUUCCUAUUUCAUAGAAAUAUUGUUGUAUAAUAUUUUUAAGGAUAAUCCCGAAAAUAGACUAAGUUCUUGUUAAAAAAAAGAAAGUGAUAGAAUUAAUAAAGAAAAGGGCGAGAACCUUGAUAAAAAUAAAAUAAAAACAAACAAAAAGAUGUGUCCUAUUUUUCCAGUAAGUGCAAGAAGUGUCCCUUUUAUAUAAUAGCCUCUGCCUCUGCCUCUGAAUCGCACAUGAAAAUAAAAACCGCCCCCCGACUACUUAAAAAAAGAAUCAUAAGCAAAUUCGUAUCGUUAUCCCUAUUUCCAUAUAAAAUAACACGCUAAGAUCCAAAAGUGGAAGUCCGUCUUUCGUUUGUUGUUGUUGUCAUUGUUGUUUGUUCCUUGGUAACGUCACAGUAACAGUCACAGUUACAGCAUUAAAAAAUGUGCUAAGUGCAACGAAAUUGAAAUAAAAAUAUAAGAAUACAAAAAUAAAGAAAGAAAAAAUGAAUAAAAGUUCCGAAAAUUUGAUUCACGGUGUUGGUGUUGGAGUCGGAGGAGCAGGUGAAUUAUCCUCAGAGAGGCAAUCUUCAGAGGACGUUCAUGAGUCAGAUGCCGGCUUGGAGGAUUUCACAGACGAUACAAACAAUUUUGAAUCGAAUCUCCGAAGGCGCAAGGGGAAAAUAAUAUCAUGUGCCAAGGAGACAAUUGAAAAUGCAUCCCGCCAGUUACGUCGCAAGCUUCCUUAUGCUGGACACUUAAUGACACCACGUAGAUUGUGGUUAAAUAAAAUUCCAACUCAAUGUGAUGUUGUAAUUGAGUUUCCAGAAGAUGCUCCCGAUGAGGCUCUCCGAUGGCUGUUGGCACGUAUUCGAUCACAGCCACCUUCAGGUUUAGGUUUGGUAGCACAAGUUAAAGCACACGAGAGUACAAAACGUAAUGCGUUUUAUAUAAGCGCUCCGACAAAUAUCCUUUAUAAAGCCGCCGAAGAAGCCCGCCUACCCAAACGUUUGCGAACUGAUCUAGGAGGUGCCUUAAAAGAAUUUACAACACGCGAAUCGCAUUGUUUUUUACAAACGAAAUGUGAAGAUGGAAGUGCAUCGUUAUUUACAUCACAAGAACGCCAAUGGCUGGUAUUGCAAGUACUGCAGGGAUUAAGAGCAGGACAAAGUGAUUUGGAUGCGUUGCAUGGUAGAGCAGCUGUUGAAGAAGGACAAAGUAUAGUUGCUGCCUGGCAAGAACUAGGCCUGAUAACUCAGGUUUUUCCAUUGCAUGAGACAAGUGCUUUAACAAAUCUACAAUCGAGUUGGGUAAAGCAAAUAUUUGCUCCACAGCCUUUAGAUGACAUUGCUGAAUAUUUUGGCGUCAAGGUGGCAUUAUAUUUUGCCUGGCUUGGCCAUUAUACGUGUGCUCUAGGAGUACCUGCUGUUUUUGGUUCCAUCCUUUAUGCUAUUUUAUGGGGCAAAGGUCAAACAGCUCAAGAUAUGGGUCAUGUCCUAUUUUCAUUGUUCAACGUUGCCUGGGCUUCAUUGUAUUUAGAAGCAUGGAAACGAUAUUCAGUUGAAUUAGCUUUUCGUUGGGGUACACUAUCAACGCCACCAGAACUUUUAGAACCUCCAAGGCCAUUAUAUAAGGGACCUUUGGUUGAAAGCAAUGUUACUGGACGUUUGGAACCAAAGGAAGCACCUGCGUGGAAGCGACGUGCCUUCCGGUACUUGGUCAGUUUUCCUAUAAUCGCUCUUUGUUUGUUUAUGGUUUUUGUUGUAAUGUUUCUCAUGCUACGAUUUCAGGAAUGGAUGGAUCAAAAUAUAUUCUCUGAAACUGGACUCGUUCAUUGCAUGAACACCAUGCAAAAGGAUUGGUGGGAUGAAAAACUACCCGAAGAAAGUGUCCUGUGUUGUUUAAGUGUGAUACCAAAAGUUUUACUUGCCGGUGCCAUCACUUUAAUGGACGAAGCAUAUUACAAGUUGGCUGUUUGGCUCAAUGACAGGGAAAACUAUCGUCUUCAGUCGAAGUAUGAGAAUCAUCUCAUUGCCAAGGUUGCACUAUUUCAAUUUGUGAAUUCAUUCCUAUCGUUGUUCUACAUUGCCUUCUAUCUCCGUGACGAGGAGAAGCUUAAAGAGCAACUAGCUGGGCUGUUGAUUUCACGUCAAAUAAUCGGAAAUCUACGUGAAUCCGCUCUGCCAUAUUGCAUCGAACAAUGGAAACUGGCACGGCUGAGUUUUACAAUGUGGGGAGCCCUCAGCCCGACACAGGAUGUCAAUCGAACAAUUCUCGAUGCACAGCUGCAGCAACAACCUAUAACGUCGGCAUCGUCGCCGUCGUCGGCGUCGUCGUCGUCAUUGCCUAAGAGUCCUAAUAAUGAUCCCAUCAUUGAUGGGGGACAUGAUACAACCAAAGUCGAAGCAGCAGGAGGAGGAACCAGUCCGGUGAUUCCCAGCCCGAAUUUACCAGCAAUGGGUUCGUUGUCAUCACCGGCCACAAAACGGAAUAUUGGACAGGCGGAAAUCGAAAGCUCUUUGUUCAAGUACGACGGCACAUUUUCGGAUCACCUCGAGAUGUUAGUGCAAAUGGGCUAUGUGGUGUUGUUUUCGGCUGCCUUCCCGUUGGCUGGGAUUUGUGCGCUGGUUAAUAAUUUAAUGGAGAUACGGUCGGAUGCAUUUAAACUGGCACACGUCCAUCAGAGGCCCUUCGGCCAGAGAGUGGCCAAUAUUGGGACAUGGCAGAAUGCAUUGAGUGUUUUGAGUUUGGCAGCGGUUAUAGUCAAUUGUGCAUUGAUUGGCUUAUCCGGUCAGGUGUCAAGGUUAUGGCCUGGAUUGACAACGACUCAGACAAUUAUUUUAAUUGUUACAUUGGAGCAUAUAAUGCUGGGAUUACGGUCAGCUUUGACUUGGCUUCUUCCUGAACUGCCAUCAUGGUUGGCGGCUGAAAUUGCGCGUGCCGAACAUUGUCGUCGGGAAAUGCAGUGUAAAGGAACUACACCUAGACCUACACCCCCUACCCCACCAUCGACAACCUCUAUCUCACAUCAAGAUCACGAACAAAUGACCCCCAUGGAUGCAGCAACAACCAAUGAUCAGUCUUUGGAAAGCCAAUUGGCUGAAGAUAUUUUAUAUCAAUCACCAGAUCAAUUAUUGCAUCAAACAAAUUUGUUGCAAUUCGAAGAGAUUCCAUUUGUGGGUCGUUUGGAUAGAAAUUUCGAUACUGAUGCAAAUAUUUUUGAAAAUAGGGAUUCUUCACCGGAUUCACCACCAUCACAGUUAUCAACUAAAACAAGUACAAUACUUAUUCGUCCAUUACAUGAAACAACUUCACCUCAUAGUGGAAUUUCAAUGUUAAGUCUACAACAAGAAUUAGCUGCUGCUGGAGCUAGCGCAUGUAAAGGUUGUAAGCAGAAAGUAAAAAUACCGGAAAUUCCUUCAUUUAGAGGAUAUUCUGUGCGAAAUUUAAGCUCAAUACAAAAUCAAAGAAUGCAAGCUUUUUCAGGCCCAACAUCUGGAAGUGCUGGUACUUUGGCAAUGUCCUCGAAACCUAUACAAAUACCAGAAAUUCCACCUUUUCGAAAAAAAUCAAAUGAUUCAGCUGAAUGUGCAAGUUCGAGCAGUCCAAGUCCAAGAUCAACACCAUCGAGAUAUUUACAAAUGACACCACCGAAAAUUCAAGAAAUUCCGCCAUUCAAAAUUCGAAAAUCAUCGGCUGAGAGUACACAUAAUUUACCAAUAACUGAGAAAGCAGCAACAAUGCAACAAACUCAUGUCCCCGAAUGGAUGUCACGUUUAAAAGUUACUGAACCAAUAAAUAUUCAUAGGAGUAUUGAUUGCAUAGCAGUUAAGGAAUUAGCAAACAAUUCAGAAACGGAUAUUUUAAAGCCCGCGCCAUCAUGGAGCAAUGUUGCCAGCAGCAAACCAAUCCCAAUAAUUGGAGCAACCAAUCAAUCAGCAACAACGACACCAUCAGCAUCAUCAGUAUCAGCAUUACCAGCAACAGCUGUCAUUCAGCAGCCUUCAAGGCCGAGUGUCAGUGGGACCUCAUCAUCAUCAUCGUCAUCACAUCAAACAGAUAAAGAACAUCAACCAAUUCUAGCACCAUUAUUAUUGAAAAACGGAAAAAGUGAUGUUAAAGGUUCGAAUACUACAGAUGAUGAAGCGAAAGCUGAGGAAUUGGCAGCUAAGAAAUCGCGAUUAAAGCAAAAGCUUGUCAAAAGUGCCCGUUCUGUAGCAAUAUUUUCUCUUAAGCUCAAAGAACGCCGACAAAGAGAAGCCGAAAAAGCCGCUAACAUUGCAAUAGAGCAUGCUAAAGCUCUAGCAAAGCUUCCACCAAUAUCACAACCAGGCGGUGAGCUUUCUCUCAUACCCAUCGAAAAGCUCAUACAAGUAGAUGACAUUAGACCAACGACGAAAUCACCCCCAAAAGGUGGAUCAGCAGCAGGAUCUUUCUAAAGUCAAACACAUAAACGACUCCAUCUCUAUAAAUAAAUUUUAAAAAAUAAUAACUUUAUAUACAUUGUAAAUAUAUUCCAUCCAAACUUUACACAAAAAGCACAAACAAAAACAAAAGAGUUCAUAAAAUACAAGGUCAUCUCUCAUAAAGAGAAAAAAGCUUCGACAUUUUAAGAGACAAAUAUUCAUAGAUACAAAUUAAUUUUAAAAGAAAAAGUAUACAUUUUUUAGAAACCCAUAACAAAAAAUUAGCAUUUAGAAUGCAUUUUUAGAGAAAUAUGUAAAAGCAAUUAAAUGGUUAAUUUUAUGAAAACAAAUAA
Molecule: messenger RNA, 5151 nt
Organism: Eupeodes corollae
Lineage: Eukaryota; Metazoa; Arthropoda; Insecta; Diptera; Syrphidae
Gene: wwk
Product: anoctamin-8
Exons: 20
Coding region: 899-4831 (1310 amino acids)
Biological process (GO): chloride transmembrane transport
Cellular component (GO): plasma membrane
Molecular function (GO): chloride channel activity
Source: RefSeq, a predicted model, not a curated record